Phascolarctos cinereus (koala) is the source of this 3469-nucleotide messenger RNA. Lineage: Eukaryota; Metazoa; Chordata; Mammalia; Diprotodontia; Phascolarctidae. The record is from RefSeq and is a predicted model, not a curated record.
UGCCAGAGGCCGCUGGGGCUGCUUGCUCGCCGGGCCCCCGGGGUGGUGGGCGAGGGUGGCGAGCAAGGCAAACCCUGCUGAGGGCGUGAGGAGGGAAAGAACUUGAAUGGGUCCUCUCCCGACCAAAGACAUUGUCUUUUUCUCGAUAUAUUUAGUCGGAAGGACUAGUGUAGUAGAUCUGCCCUAAACGUGCAGCUGAUCCAUUUUCCUCGUUGUAGUUUCCGCCCUUUUAGAGCAGAAAUGCGUCGCAAGAGCUAAUGGUUAUCUCGGUUGAUCGAAUACAACCUCAGACCUCCCCACCCCCACCCCGGUCUCCGGACCACUUGCCAUCUCUGCAGGACCCUGGAAUUAGACUGCAAUUGAAGCUACUGGGUCCCCUCUUGUUGAUUCUUCUUGUCUCCAUCCACAGCACAGCCUGGGGAAAAUAAGGACUCAGCCUGAGGAUUCUCUCUCUCCCAAAAGGGGAGCGUUAAAGAGGAAGGAAUGUCCUCUGUGUUCCUGACAGCUGGACCCCAGGAAUCAGUGACAUUCAAGGAUGUGGCUGUGGACUUCACGUGGGAGGAAUGGGAGGAACUAGAUGUUGCUCAGAGAGACCUCUACCGGGAUGUGAUGUUGGAAAACUAUAGAAAUAUAAUCUCACUAGGGACUCAGGUUUCUAAACCAGAGGUGAUAUUCUUGUUGGAACAAGGAAAAGAGCCCUGGAUGGUAAAGAGAGAAGUUCCAAGAGUCAUCUGUCCAGGAGAGAGAUAUCAUAAAUGUGAUACAUGUGAGAAGAAUUUCAAACAUAUUUCACGUCUAGUUAAACAUCAGAGAAUUUGUACAGAGAAGAAAUACUCUGAACUUAAUGACUAUGAAAAGUCGUUUUUACAGCAGACCCACCACACUCAAAAUCAGAACAUUUGUACUGGAGAGAAACCUCAUAAAUGUAAUGAAUGUGGGAAAGCCUUUAACAGAACUGCACACCUUAAGUUACAUCAGAGAAUUCAUACUGGAGAAAAACCCUAUCAGUGUAAUGAAUGUGGGAAGACCUUCAACCAGAAUGCACACCUUACUCAACAUCGGAAAGUUCAUAUUAGAGGUGAUCCCUAUACAUGUAGUGAGUGUAAGAAAACUUUCCGUCACCCUUCAUCUCUUGUUCAACAUCAGAGAAUUCAUACUGGAGAGAGACCUUAUAAAUGUUAUGAAUGUGGACUAACUUUCAGGCUAUAUGUAUAUCUUACCCUACACCAGAGAAUCCAUACUGGAGAAAAACCCUAUAAAUGUAAUGAAUGUGGGAGAACAUUCAGAUUGCGUUCAAUCCUCAAUCAACAUCAGAAAAUUCAUACUGGAGAAAAACCCCAUAAAUGUAACGAAUGUGGAAAGGCCUUCAGUCGAAUUUCAUUCCUCACUGGACAUCAAAGAAUUCAUACUGGAGAGAAUCCCUAUGUCUGUAAAGAGUGUGGGAAGGCCUUCAAACAGAGAUCAUCCCUUAACCAACAUCGGAGAAUCCAUACUGGAGAGAGACCCUACAAAUGUAAUGUCUGUGGAAGAGCCUUCACUGGCCGGACCCAAUUUAAGCAGCAUUACAGAAGGCAUACUGGAGAGAGACCCUAUAAAUGUAAUGAAUGUGGGAAAGCCUUCAGUGGGACUCCAUUCCUCAAAAGACAUCAGAAACUUCAUACUGGAGAGAGACCUUAUAAAUGUGAUAAAUGUGAAAAGACUUAUAGGCUAGAAGAAAAUCUUGUGCAACAUCAGAGAAUCCAUUCUAAAGUGAAACCUUACAAAUGCAUUGAGUGUGGGAAAGCCUUUGCCUAUAGAACAUGCCUUACUCGACAUGAAAGAAUACAUAAUAGAGAGAAACCCUAUGAAUCUGGGAAAACUUCUAAUCAAAUUUCAUACCUUACCCAACAUCAGAGAAGUACUAGAAAGAAAUCCUUUGAAUGUGCUGAUUGUGGGAAAACUUUCAGUUACAGUGCAGCCUACAUUAGACAUCAGAAACUUCACAGUGGAGAAUAGCCAUGUGAACAAAAGGAAAACUGCUUUUAAUUCCUGUGAUUUUAUCUGGAGUUAAAAGACAAAAAAAUCCCUUUCAGUGUGUCAUUUCUCUCUCCCUUAUGCAUUUGGCUAUUACCCAGAAGCUGCCAAGUUGAGUACAUCUGUUUGGGAAGUGUGCUGUUCUACAGGGGGAAAUGGUCAACAUUUACAUGAGGCAUAAUAAAGAAAACCUUAUUAAAACAAACCUCAUUCCUUAAAGGAAACCAUGUAACUUAAUAGGAACCUUUUGGAACAAUGGAAAUGAACAGAUAUAAUUAUCAUACUUAAGUCGUGUUAAUGGAAAAUUGUGAUAUAAACAGAAAUAUAAGCCAAAUUUUUUGUUUACAUGUGCAUAAUUAUAAUUGGAAGCAAAUUCCUGACAGAACUGAUGCUGAAGUUUUCAUAGAAGUAACAAGAUUUUAUUUAAUUAACUAUAUGUGGUAGAUCUUUACAAACUAUAUAAAUCAUGAUAAUAACAUUAACAAAUUGUAAAGAAAAUUAUGAAUUUGAGGAAUGAAUUGAAUAUUGAGCCAAAGUAUCCCUCUUGAAGUGAAAGGAAAAACUUUAUUUUAAUGUGAUCUUUUUUUUGUAAUCUCUUUUAUUUGAGGUAGGGACAACUUUUUUUUAGCAAAGUUAUUACAUAAGAGUUAAGUGGAUCACUAAAGUCUGCUAUCAAUUAGACGUGCUUUGAUGGCUGAGAAUUGCAAAUUGUAAGCCAAUGAAUGAAGCUUGAGUCACUUUGUUCAUAUUGGUGAAACUCAAAUUAGCUGGUAGUUUUCUUAAAUGAUAGACUUCGUUCUCUUCUGUAAAUUAUGAAGGAAGUGACUUCUUAGGGAGGAAAUAUGCAAGCCUAAAGAGAUCAUGGGCUGAGCUGGCUUAGGAACCUUUAUUUAAAGUUUAGAUAUCUAGCACCUAGCAAGUCUUGUACGACUAAGGUUCUCUUUCAUAAAUAACGUUAUUUUUGCAUAGUCUUUCCAAACAUGUAUAUCCAUGUCUUGGCAAACAAAAACACUGAAAAGAUGGUGGUGUUAAAGGGUUGAGAUAUAUUCCAUCUUUUCAAUAUACUCAGGAAUUUAGUUUGUUUAAUUUUAGUAGUGGAAAUAGAUAUUGCAGAACAUGAUAGGUUUCGUUCCCUUUGGAUGAUAUUAACAGCAAAAAGAAAGUUUUGACUGGCAGGAUAAAUUAAAUUUGUUUUAAUGUGGAACAGUCACAGCAACAGUGCUUUCCAAGGGCUAGCCUAGCCAAACAUGCAGCAGUCAUUUCUAAUAGAUUGGCUGUUUGGUAAUGCAUCAUCUGGCCAUGGCAACCCAUGAAACAAAAAUGCAGAAUGGCCCCUAGUCUUCUUUGACGUUCUUGCAUAUCUGUGGUGGUGAUGAAGAGUGUGAAAAAGGAGGAAAGAAGGUAAUAAAAAUCACAAAUUUUAAACCAUCAAUAAAAUUUAACUUGGCCAUCGGCA